CAAACACAUUAUUUCUAGUCUCUGAGACCAAAAACAUGGCUACUCUUUCAUCAUUUUCUACCAACCAAAUUCCCAUUUUAUCCCCAUCAACCAUCUUUUCAACUAGAGGUGAAGAACAAUGGGUUGGAUCCUUGGAAGUAAUCAAAAGAAAGCAGCCAAAAUGUUUAAGGCAAUCAAACAGAGUUAUGACAAGAACAAGAUCAGAAAAAGGUGAUGUAAUUAGAGAUGUUGAGAUUCCAAGAAAAUGGUAUAAUCUCAGUGCUGAUCUUAGUGUGAAGGCUGCUCCAUAUCUUCAUCCUCAGACUUACAAACCAAUCAGACAUGAAGAUUUGGCACUUUUGUUUCCUGACGAGUUGAUUAAGCAAGAGCUGAGCAAUGAAAAGUUCAUUGAUAUUCCUCAACCAGUUCUUGAUAUUUACAAUCUUUGGCGCCCAACACCUUUGAUCAGAGCAAGGAGGUUGGAGAAAUUUCUUGAUACACCAGCAAAGAUUUACUACAAGUAUGAAGGUGUUAGUCCUGCAGGAUCACACAAACCUAACUCUGCUGUUCCGCAAGCUUACUACAAUGCACUGCAGGGAAUCAAGAAUCUUGUGACCGAAACCGGUGCCGGCCAAUGGGGAAGUUCUCUGGCUUUUGCUUGCAGCUUAUUUGGCCUUGGCUGUCAGGUGUUUCAGGUUGGGGCUCCUUAUGAUCAGAAACCGUAUCGCAGACUAAUGAUGGAAACUUGGGGUGCAAAAGUUCACCGAUCGCCUUCAAACAUCACGGAAGCAGGCAGGAAAAUCCAGGAAAAGAACCCAUCAAGUACAGGAAGUUUAGGGAUAGCUAUUUCAGAAGCUGUAGAAACUGCAUCAGGAAAAGCAGAUACGAAGUAUUGCAUGGGAAGUGUACUGAAUCAUGUUUCUUUACACCAGACUGUUAUAGGUGAGGAGUGCCUGAAACAAAUGGAAGUUUUAGGUGAAAACCCCGAUGUGAUCAUCGGGUGUACCGGUGGCGGAUCAAGCUUUGCAGGUUUCAGUUUUCCGUACAUCAGAGAAAAACUGAAUGGGAAACCGAGUCCUGUCAUAAGAGCAGUUGAACCUACAGCUUGCCCUUCUCUAACAAAAGGAGUGUUUGCAUAUGAUUAUGGUGAUAAUGCAGGAUUGACUCCGUUGAUGAAGAUGCAUACACUAGGACAUGACUUUAUGCCUAGCCCUAAUCAUGCCGGGGGAUUGCGCUACCAUGGUAUGGCACCAAUGAUUUCCCAUGUAUACGAAUUAGGUCUCAUUGAAGCAAUCGCAAUUCCUCAGACAGAGUGUUUCCGAGGUGCUAUUCAGUUUGCGAGAACUGAAGGACUGAUACCGGCUCCAGAGUCCACUCACGUAGUUGCGGCAGCCAUCAGAGAGGCUCUCCAUUGUAAAGAAACUGGAGAGGAAAAGGUCAUCCUUAUAGCAUUGAGUGGACAUGGACAUUUUGACCUAACAUCAUAUGAUAAGUACUUGAGAGGAGAUAUGGCUGAUUUGUCAUUUGACAAGGAGAAAAUAGACGCUUCACUUGCUAAAAUUCCUCAGGUCGUAGCAUGAAGAGUGAAGUGAAAGAUUUCCAGCUUUAAGUUGCUACUCGCAACUGCUUUCGUACUUUCCUGUAAUAAAUAAAUGGCAUUGAUCGCCUUGUCGUGUUUUAUCGAUCGAUGAAACACAUGAUUCAUGCCCUUGUACUCGUCUUUUUUGUUACUUUUAAUAAUCAAUGAGAAGUUGAUUAAUGUCG
Molecule: messenger RNA, 1743 nt
Organism: Mercurialis annua (annual mercury)
Lineage: Eukaryota; Viridiplantae; Streptophyta; Magnoliopsida; Malpighiales; Euphorbiaceae
Exons: 6
Coding region: 36-1559 (507 amino acids)
Biological process (GO): L-tryptophan biosynthetic process
Molecular function (GO): pyridoxal phosphate binding; tryptophan synthase activity; L-serine hydro-lyase (adding indole, L-tryptophan-forming) activity
Source: RefSeq, a predicted model, not a curated record